Owenia fusiformis is the source of this 761-nucleotide messenger RNA. The record is from the annotation of a GenBank genome assembly. NCBI's taxonomy places the organism in Eukaryota, Metazoa, Annelida, Polychaeta, Sabellida, Oweniidae.
AAAACAUAGUCUCAUAUAAUGUGAAUAAAUAUCUAUAAAAACAUAGUCUCAUAUAUGGUGGAGCUGAAGACGAUCAAUGUGUACCUCAUCAAUGAAUGGAAUCUAAUUAUAAUCUCCGUUUUAAUCAUCAGAGACAUACAAUCAUGGCAAAAGCCCAUAUUAAAUUAGAUAAAUUUGAUGGUGUAUCUGAUGGUGUUCGAUGGUUCGAAGACUUAACCUCAUUCAUUUUGCUUAAUAAAAUAGAAGAUGGUCAAAGGAGAGACAUUUUAAAACUUUACCUUAAAGAUGGAGCCAGAACAUGGCUGGAGGCUAUGCCAAUAGACAUUACCUGGGCAGACUUGAAGAAGGCCUUCGAAGCCCGUUUUCAAAUCAAGCAGUAUAACACUGCUGAAUUGAGCACACUACUAUCAUCUGGUACGUUGAAGAUGCUACCAGACGAGUCCGUUAGAUCAUUUGUCACCCGUGUGAGCGAAAUUCUUAGAGGAGCCAAAGAUCAACUGACACCACAGCAGAUCGUUAACAUAAUAGCAAAUGGACUCCCACAGUCUAUUAGAAAUCACGUCGUGGCGCAAGAUCCGAAAAGCGUCAAUGACAUUAUAACCACAGCAAGUUUAUUCAGCACUACGGAAGGGGACGAUGCCUCAAAGACCUUGAUUGCGCGGCUAGAGGGUAUCAUCGAUGCGAAAACAGAACAGAUAGCAGCAAUGGUACUGAGUAAGACUGCAGCAGACAUUUCGAUUCGCAAUUUACUCAUUAAGUAA